Molecule: messenger RNA, 2440 nt
Organism: Brassica napus (rape)
Lineage: Eukaryota; Viridiplantae; Streptophyta; Magnoliopsida; Brassicales; Brassicaceae
Product: F-box/kelch-repeat protein At1g55270-like
Exons: 2
Coding region: 786-2093 (435 amino acids)
Molecular function (GO): protein binding
Source: RefSeq, a predicted model, not a curated record
UGUUUGGCUCAAAAUAAUUAAUCAUUCAAAAAUAGCAUAGUGGUUUUAUUCUACGUAAGGUUUGGUUCAAAAGGAUGGGCUAAAGUGUGAAUAACGAUGCCAUUUUUGUUAGGUUAACCAUACUUGUUAACACUUAUAUUAGCUGCAUGUGUGUGACUUCUCUUUAAACAGUACUGAUAUCUAAUAUCUUGUCCGUAUGUCUGUGUCCUAAUAUCUUGUCCGUAUGUCUGUGUCCCUAUUUGCAUGGACAUAGUAUGCAAUGUUGAAUACAUACACUUAACUCGAAAAUAACAUUUAAAUGUCAAUUACUAAUGUGGAGUAUAGACAUUGUUUUGUAUGUAUAAUUCUAAUGUAGAUGUCACAUCCCAUAUGACAAAACCGUCCCCUUUUAAAUAGUUUUGAUGGAGUAGUUGAACAAAUUGACGUAUAAUUCUAGUGUAUUUGUAUUAGAAUUUUAAUAGAAAAAUCGGUAGAUACUAUAUUAGUCCAAUUAGUUUUCCAAUUAUAAUCCAAGCAUACAUUGUUGAUUUGCUAUAACAAAAUGUGUAUGAAUAAAAUUUAUAUUUAUAUAUUUUACAUAGUUUAUAAAACAUACAAUGGUGGUUUUUACACAUUGUUGACUAAAAAAACAACAACAAAUCUUGCACCUUUUUGACUAUUCAGUAUCUCCAUUAAGUGGAAGGUAGCUCACUUUCUUCGAGUCAGAGAUUUGACCAUUAGCUUUCUUCAUCAAAAUUCUCGAGGAUCUGUGUCUCUUAAUGAGCUUUUGGGUUUAGAAGAAGAAGAUGGAUCUAUCUUCUCAACGACAAUCCUCAAAUGGGUCAAGAGGUUUUCGCCUUCAAGCUCCAUUGGUGGACUCUGUUUCUUGCUACUGCAGAGUAGAUUCAAGUCUCAGAACCGUUGUAGAAGCAAGAAAGUUCGUUCCUGGCUCAAAACUCUGUAUCCAACCCAACAUCAACCCCAACGCUCAUCGUCCUAGCAAGAACUCUAAUAGAGAGAGAACAAGAAUCCAACCCCCGCUUCUCCCUGGCCUCCCAGACGACCUAGCCGUCGCUUGCCUCAUCCGCGUCCCACGUGCGGACCACAGAAAACUCAGACUCGUCUGCAAGAGCUGGCACAGGCUUGCCUCUGGGAACUUCUUCUACUCGGAGAGGAAGUUACUUGGGAGGUCUGAAGAAUGGGUUCACGUUUUCAAAAAGGACCGUGACGGGAAGAUCUCUUGGAACGCGUUUGAUCCCGUCACUCACCUUCCUCAGCCGCUUCCGCCUCUUCCUAGAGAGUACUCUGAAGCUGUUGGGUUUGGUUGUGCUGUUUUGAGCGGGUGUCGUCUUUACUUAUUUGGUGGUAAAGAUCCGCUUAGAGGAUCAAUGAGGAGAGUUGUUUUCUAUAACGCUAGAACAAACAAGUGGCAUAGGGGACCUGACAUGCUUAGGAAGAGACACUUCUUUGGUUGUUGUGUUAUAAACAACUGCUUGUAUGUAGCGGGUGGGGAGUGCGAAGGGAUUCAGAGGAGGCUACGGUCAGCUGAGGUUUAUGAUCCGAACAAGAACAGGUGGAGUUUCGUUGCUGAUAUGGGGGCAUCAAUGGUGCCUCUUCUCGGUGUGGUUUAUGAUAAUAAGUGGUUUCUUAAAGGUCUUGGGUCUCAGCAACAGGUCAUAUGUGAAGCUUAUGACCCUGAAGCUAACUCGUGGAGUUUGGUUAGUGAUGGGAUGGUUACUGGUUGGAGAGACCCGUGUGCUUGCCUAGACGGUCGUCUUUACGGGUUGGAUUGUAGGGACGGGUGUAAACUCAGGGUGUUUGAUAAAUCUACGGAUUCUUGGAACAAGUUUAUGGAUAGUAAAGUUCACUUGGGGAACUCGUGGGCUUUUGAAGCUGCGGCUCUUGUUACGCUGAACAAUAAGCUUUGUAUAGUCAGGAACAAUAUGAGCAUGAGUCUGGUUGAUGUAACGAAUCCUGAUAAGAAUAGUCCUAGGCUAUGGGAGAACAUUGCGGUCAAAGGACAGUCCAAGAGCAUUAUUAGUAAUAUAUGGUCGAGUAUAGCGGGAAGAGCUGUGAAAACUCAUAUUGUGCAUUGCCAAGUGCUUCAAGCGUGACAAAUAAAACUCAACAGAAUGUUGAGGAUUCCAAGAAGAGAAGAAACUUUUGUUAACUGGCUCAAGAAAUGUUUCAGAUAAAGAGAAUCUUCUUCACUGUUAUCAUUGACCAAAUGAAUCUACAGAGGCUUCAGAACUUAUGUCUGGUCGAAACAGUCAUACAAGAGUAAGAAGAAUAAAUCUCUCUCACCGUUAUCAUAUGUUAGUUCAUGAUACAACAAUGCAUUAAAAUAAUAUUGUCAGAUUUUUUUAAUUCAGUUUUUAGGUAAAUUCUCUAUAUAUUGAAGUCUAUAAUCUUUAAUGUUAUUUUAAAAAUUUUAACCACAUUCUACAUUUUUGUUAAUGUA